AGUUAUAGUGUCUUUUGGAGAUGUUCUAAGCUACUAUGAAAGGGAGACUUAUAAGAUGCUAAUAUAUUCUAACAUGUUGGGUGAGACUGCCUGAGAGCAAUUUAAAGAGAAAGAAAAGAUGGUUAAAUCAAAUGUCUCUUAAUAUUUUGUCAGGGCAGAAUCCUCAAGAUUUGAAAGAAAGUAGGUACCCUCUUCUUAUUUUCUUUCGGUUCAUAUCAACAAGUGUGCGAAUAAACCAAAUCAGGUGAACCAUUAAAUUGCUUCAAACAUUUUUUCCUAAUUACUCAACCGAAACAAACUCUUGUUAAGCCUUAAUUAAAAGAUUUUCACAAAUUUUGUCUUUUUGCAUACACAUGUAAACACAUUUAUCAAUUUUCUGGAACAUGCUUAAAGACCAUUUCAGAGAAGACUCUCACAAGUCCAAAACAUGUUUAGUUUAUGUCUGGUGACUUGGUUCAGGUUGUGCAUAUUAAACUAAUAAAUUAGAGACUUAUUGUAGAAUAAGGAGACGACCUUACCUGACCUGACCCAAGUCACCAGAAUAAACUGAAAGUCAUUAUGUUGAUAAGAAGAAAAAAUUAGAAGAGAUGACUUUCAACAGCUGAAACUUACUUGGAAGUUCAUUUUCUUUGCCCAGGGGUGUUUCUGGGAAAAUGUCCCUCCAGGUCCCCACUUCACAAAGCUGGUUUGAAGUUUUUGGAAAGUCAAAAUCAUUUUGACUUUCGGAAAAUUUAUAUGUUAUCUGAAUCCCAUAUAGUAUUAUGGGUAGAUGUAAAUUGAAAAAGUAAUGCUGAAAACAAAAUAUCAAAUAUAAAUUUCUACGAUGUUUUUAUUAAUUUUAUUAUGAGAAAGUCUAAAGAAAAUAAUGGAUAUUAUUGUUUUAUAACAAUCCUAGUUUUUUUUUUUUUUUGUCGACAACAAUCCUAGUUUAUUCCAAUGAAAACAAUAAAGAACUAAUAUAUAUUGAUAUCAUGAUUAGUUUUUAUUAUUCCCUAAUAUAUUUUCAUUGAGAGGUGUAUUUGUAAAGAAGUAUAAAUUUAGUUAGUAAUUAAAUAAAAAAACUGGUAGUGUAUAUAGUAAAAGAGGAAUGGAGUAGGGUUGGUGAAAUGGAAAAGGAGUUGUUAUAAAUUCAUAAUUAUGGAAAAUAGAGAGAAAAGGGAAGGAAGAAAAACAAGAAAAUAGUGUUAAUGUGUUUCUCUUUAGCCUAAAAACUCAUUUGUAUUUGCCCAGGGGUGUUUCUGGGAAAAUGUCCCUAUAGCAAGAACCAUAUAAUGCUUACCAUUGUAUCGUACUGUACUGUGCUAUUUGCUGUUAUGUUCUUGACAUUCAUUUUUACUUUUGUUUUGGUUUAAUGCAUUUACACAAAUUCCCAAAAGGAAAGAAUCCGUUGCAAUUGAGUGAAUCAAAUCUGGAGAAGAGAGUAGAGGUCUGAAUCGUCUGAUGCAGAGAGAACCAAACAUGAAUCCAAACUCCGACAACAACCAAAGAUGGGAGGCGAAGCUGAAGGACUUAACUUCCAACGUCCAGCAGAUACAAGACAGCUUGUUGGAGGAGAUACUCACACCAAACCUGAACAUAGAAUACCUCCAACGUUUUCAAGUCGAGAGGUUUGAUAAAGAGCUCUUCAAGAAGAACGUACCGGUCGUGUCCUAUGAAGAUAUUAAGCCUUAUAUCGAUCGUGUCGUGAACGGAGAGUCAUCCGAUGUAUUAUCGGCCCGUCCUAUUACUGGUUUCUUGCUAAGUUCUGGAACUUCGGGAGGAGCACAAAAGAUGAUGCCAUGGAACAACAAGUACUUGGACAAUUUAACAUUUGCAUAUGAUCUUCGUAUGCACGUUAUAACCAAGCAUGUGAAAGGUUUAGAACAAGGAAAAGGGAUGAUGUUUCUCUUCACUAAACAAGAAGCCAUUACUCCUUCUGGCUUACCUGCUCGAGUCGCAACCAGCAGCUAUUUCAAGAGCGACUAUUUCAAGAACCGGCCAUCCAACUGGUACUACUCGUACACAAGCCCUGACGAAGUCAUAUUAUGUUCCAACAACACACAAAGUCUGUACUGCCAUUUGCUAUGUGGACUGGUCCAAAGAGACGAGGUUGUGAGAAUGGGUUCCAUCUUCGCUUCAGUCAUGGUCCGAGCAAUCAAGUUUCUUGAAACUUAUUGGGAAGAGUUGUGUUCAAACAUCCGUUCAGGCCGUCUCAGCGAGUGGAUCACAGACCUUGGUUGUCGUAGUUCCGUGUCUUUGGUCCUUGGAGGACCACGUCCUGACUUAGCAGACACGAUUGAAACUAUAUGCAACCAGAGUUCAUGGAAAGGUAUAGUCACAAGACUUUGGCCAAACACCAAGUAUAUUGAAACCGUUGUUACGGGUUCAAUGGGACAAUACGUUCCCACCAUGAACUACUACUGUGACGACUUGCCUCUCGUUUCAACAACGUACGGUUCUUCGGAGACAACGUUUGGGAUUAAUGUAGAUCCUUUGUGCAAACCUGAAGAUGUUUCUUAUGCUUUCAUGCCUAACAUGUCUUACUUUGAGUUCAUUACAAUGGAUGGAGACAAGCGUGAUGUGGUUGACCUUCAAGAUGUGAAGCUUGGGUGCACUUAUGAACCCGUGGUCACAAAUUUCGCCGGUUUGUAUAGAAUGAGAGUGGGAGACGUUCUCUUGGUGACUGGUUUCUACAACAACGCACCUCAGUUUAAGUUCGUAAGAAGAGAGAACGUUGUCUUGAGCAUAGAUUCAGACAAAACCAACGAGGAAGAUCUCUUUAAAGCUGUUAGCCAAGCCAAGCUCGUUCUUGACUCAUCAGAUCUCAUUCUUGUAGACUUCACCAGCUAUGCAGACACCUCAACGUUUCCGGGUCAUUACGUGCUUUAUGUGGAAGUAAAGGCCAAAGAAGGGAACAAUCAUUUGGAGCUCAAUGAAGAGGCAUUCUCCAAGUGUUGUUCAGUGAUAGAGGAUUCACUUGACAAUGUUUACAAGAGAUGUAGGUUCAAAGAUGGAUCGGUGGGACCAUUGGAGAUAAGGGUGGUGCGUCAAGGGACGUUUGAUUAUCUCAUGGACUUCUUUAUUAAACAAGGUGCUUCCAUUGGUCAAUACAAGACUCCUAGAUGCAUUAAAUCAGGAAAGGCCUUAGAAUUUAUGGAGGACUAUGUGGUUGCAAGUUUCUUUAGUACUUGAAAUUGUUGUUCUUUGAAUUGUUGGUCCAAGUGACUCGUGGUGGAGUCUUAGUUGCAAUAAAUUUACAUGUGCCAGUCUAUCUUGUGCACUUUCUGAA
Molecule: messenger RNA, 3268 nt
Organism: Brassica napus (rape)
Lineage: Eukaryota; Viridiplantae; Streptophyta; Magnoliopsida; Brassicales; Brassicaceae
Product: 4-substituted benzoates-glutamate ligase GH3.12-like
Exons: 5
Coding region: 1441-3171 (576 amino acids)
Cellular component (GO): cytoplasm
Molecular function (GO): acid-amino acid ligase activity
Source: RefSeq, a predicted model, not a curated record